AACUUCCACUUCCUCCAUCCUCAACUGUCCUCUACAUGUUUCUCUUCUAAGCCACCUACCUGCACAAGGUUCUUCAAGCAGCAAACGGCAAGAUCCAGGAGCUCAUUCUUGAAAUUCAACUUAGAAAUGAUGAUGGCAAUCCUUUGUGGAAGAUCCUUUGACCGAAGCCCCUCCUCGGUGAGCCUUGGAUGGGAAUUCGGGGAUCUUCAGUUCUAAGCGGAAUGCAAAUCUUUAAGGGGUCGCAGCCAGAUAGAAGAAUGCCCAUGGGUCAUCGUUCUAUAAAAAGCUAGAUCCUUAGCCAGGCGUCAUCUAUCAUCCGUAUAUUUCAUCGGGGUUAGGGGAAUGCAGAGCUGUCCAAAAAUGUCAACUUCAAGCGUUCAAGCAGGAAUUGGUUUCCCUCGUGCGCCACUCGGUUCACCUCCUCCAGCAUACAUCCGGUCUCCUCCCCUUCCCACUCAGAGGAUGGUAACCACAAGCCAACCAUUUAAUAAGUUGCAAAAAGCCAAGCAAGGCCGACAAGGAGGUGGACGAAGGGAGAGUUACGACGUGUCUAGUGGCGGUACUGUUAUGGGAAGCGAAACUGUUUUAGCGGUAGCUCAUUCUGGCAUAGACAGGUCUCCUGAAGAAGCCAGUUCUGCAGCCGGGGAUAAAGGUAACUGCAAAUACGAGCGAUGGUAUCCCGGCGACGCAUCACACAGUGGUCGACCAGCAUGGUGGAAUAGAGUAUUGUGUUGUGGUUAUGGAAUGGGGUGCUUGUUAUGCCCUUGUGGAGGCUUGACUUGUCGGCAUGUAACGUAGUUAGGGGUUAGUAAAUGUUUGAAAUUGGGACAGCUGCCUUAUGGAUAAGACAUAAAUAGGACCCUAACCAAUAGGCAAGUGACAUGUACAUCUUAAGG
Molecule: messenger RNA, 896 nt
Organism: Cryptococcus deneoformans JEC21
Lineage: Eukaryota; Fungi; Basidiomycota; Tremellomycetes; Tremellales; Cryptococcaceae
Exons: 3
Coding region: 343-798 (151 amino acids)
Source: RefSeq, a predicted model, not a curated record